GUACCUCGUUUCCGUGCAGAAAGGAGUUCGAUUUCUAGCGAAGGAUCCAAGAAGCGCUGAAACGCAGUACAGUGCAGAGUUGGGCCUAGCAGUUGAUACCUUUCUGCUAACAUUAGUGGAAUUAGUCCCAAUGGAACUGAGAAGAACAGUCUUUCACUUGGCUCUUUUUGCUGCGCUGCUGUCGUGCACUGCAUCUACUCCUCAACGAUGGUAUUCGUCGGAAGAUGAUUCUAGACACCGUGGACCAGACACUGACGUCGAUAUGCCCCUGAGUCGAGUGUACUAUCGGGAGAUGACAACGCCCAGGAUGCCUCCCUGGCACGACUUCCACUUGCCCCCGAUCCCGAACAGCAGAGACUAUGGUGUCCCAUAUAUCCCAUUUAAAAUCGAGGCCGGCGAUGACUAUGAUGUCUCUGACUUGUAUGAUGUGUCGGACGAUGCGACAUCUGAAGUUCUCAUGACGACGGAAAGAACGCAGAAAGUGGGAACUGUAACGACGGAAAUGUUUCUUGCCGAUGAUCACAAGCACGAACGCAACCACAUGCACAGCUCUUCAAGUUGCAAAAUCUAUUCCAUUUGUGUACUACUAUUGCCAUUUUCUGUUUUUAUAAAUUGGUUUUUUAAAUCUGUUUAACUAAUGAGUUUAAGAAGGUGUAACAAUUUUUCGGCAGCGUUUCACAAUAUUGGAACUGACAUUUUGUGUUGCUUUUUAAGUACGUAAUAAUCCAUACAACCAUAUGAGGAGUUAAUUAUUAAAUAUGAACUUUUCAAUGCACUUCGAAUUAGUAAGUCUUUCUUAGUCAUUAACAGCAUUAUAGUUUUCUGACUCAAACGUUUUAACUUCUCGCCCCCCCCCCUUUUUUCGGUGAAAGAAAUUGAGGGGAAAAAAGGGGAAACAACUAGGUUGAGGAGUAUGUCAAGCAAAAAAGCUGACUUGUAAAUAGUAGUAGUAAAUGAAGAUAAUAUUCUAUAGCUAAACAUUUAUACAUAUUUUCUGUUGUAUGAGAGAAAAGUCAUCAAAAAUAUAUGUACAUUUUUGUUAAAAAGAAUGUUUUUCAUUUCGUUGUUGUAACUUUUUUGUAUUAUGUGUCCUACUUCACUUUUUACUGUUGAUAAAAUUAAAAGCAUCUUUCAAACGCUAAUUGUAUGACAGUGAUUGCUUUGUUUAAUGCUGGGUGUGCAAUAAAAUCUGUAGAGAAAUGUAUUUAUGUAGCAAAAAGUAUAAUAAAUUCAAAAAAAU
Uloborus diversus is the source of this 1240-nucleotide messenger RNA. RefSeq lists its product as uncharacterized. NCBI's taxonomy places the organism in Eukaryota, Metazoa, Arthropoda, Arachnida, Araneae, Uloboridae. The transcript has 3 exons. The coding region runs from base 131 to 634 and encodes 167 amino acids. The record is from RefSeq and is a predicted model, not a curated record.